This is a messenger RNA of Ipomoea triloba (trilobed morning glory), 549 nucleotides long. RefSeq names its product myb family transcription factor PHL8-like. Gene Ontology annotation, molecular function: DNA binding; DNA-binding transcription factor activity. The record is from RefSeq and is a predicted model, not a curated record. The transcript is spliced from 5 exons. Bases 1 to 549 code for a protein of 182 amino acids. Lineage: Eukaryota; Viridiplantae; Streptophyta; Magnoliopsida; Solanales; Convolvulaceae.
AUGGAAUGCAUCCAGUAUAGACAUUCCAUGGUGGAUGACCAAUCAUCAUCCAUUGAACUCAUCUUUGUGACAUCCUUAGAUGAACACCAUAAUAGAUCUUAUGAGAAUGGACUUUAUGAAAAUCAAGCUUAUGGUUUUAAGCUUUGUGAGAAAUCAAAAGACCCUUUGUCUGAGUGGAGUGCCUGUCUUCAUCAUCGCUUCUCCAAUGUAGUUGAAAGACUUGGAGGGCAAAAAGAUGAAAAUCAAGCUUAUGGUGUUACGCUUUGUGAUAAAUGGAAACAACCUCAAUCCGAGUGGAGUGUCUGUUUUCAUCACCGCUUCCUCAAUGUAGUUGAAAGACUUGGAGGAAAGAAAGGUGCAACUCCAAAAGCCAUUCUGGAACUGAUGAAUGAAAAGGACCUAACAUUAAAUCAAGUUAGGAACCACUUUCAGAUUGGUGUUGAGGGGAAGAAUAAUGACGCACCAGAUAAUUUGAUGAUGUCUAGUGAUGAAAACCCGACCAGGGCCAUCUUCCUCGGCAAAAACUUGUGUGAGACCGUCUCACUGUAA